AUGCAGGAUACUGUGGGGGAUGAUGAGAAGGUGAAUGAUGGGAAUGAUGGGAAGAAGGACGAUGUAAAGGAGGACAAUGAGAAGGUGGAGGACGAACAGAAGGUGGAGAACGAUGAGAAGGUGGAUGAUGAUGAGAAGAUGGAUGAGGCUAAGGUGGAGAAUGAUGAGAAGGUGGAUGAUGAUGAGAAGAUGGAUGAGGCCAAGGUGGAGGACGAUGAGAAGGUGGAGGAUGAACGAAAAGAGAACGAUGCGAAGGUGGAGGACGUAAAGAUGGAGGAUGAGGCUAAAGUGGAGGACGGUGAGAAGCUGGAUGGUGUGGCUAAGGUGGAUGAUGUGGAGGUUGAUCUGAAACUGAAGGUGAAGGAUUUGAAAGUGAAGGUGAAGGAUGAGAAGAGUGUGGAUGUGAAGGUACAGACAAAUGAGGAAAUUAUGGGAGGAGAUGACAAUGAUGACGAUGAUGAUUUCCAGUUAUACAAUACUCCUCCUAAAGGAAAUUAUGGGAGGAGAGUGAGGAAGCCGAAAAAAGAUGACUCGUACACCAACCCUUCCUUGUCAAAAAUGCCCAAGACAAAGGAUCCAAUGAAAGUGAAUCACCUUCAAAAAUUUGAAGAUGAGCUGCUGGAUAAAGUAAAGGCGUGGUUGGAUGAUCCAGAAACCGAUAAUUUGACAACGGAUGUACAUACUUGCCAAGAAAAGAAGGAUGUGUUUGUUAGAGUUUUAACAAGGUUGACAUGGCUUGAAGACACUGAAAUCGAUGCAUUCUGCCAUCUUUUGCGGAAAAGGAUUUCCUACUAUCCCAAGACAUAUAAAAAUUCACAUGUGGCAAUUGGGGAUUUCUUAUUGGCGGACAGAAUCAGGCGAGAGCACAGGACUUUUAUUAAGGAUCCUGCUAACUAUUCAGUCGCCGAAUUCAAAGACUAUUACAUGGCAUCACCACAUAGAUAUAUGCCAGAAUGUUCAACAAUUGACGAUGUCUACAUGCCUGUGAACAUUAACCAGAAACACUGGAUUUUGUGUGUAACACGUCUUCAAAAGUACCGCAUUGACGUGUACGACUGUGAUGCCUAUCUUUAUAAGAAUCUGGAUCCUUAUUUGAAACCCUUCUACGACAUGAUUCCACAUAUAUUCGCAAAGACAAUCACUCCUGGUGAGAGGGUAAGGUAUCCUAAAUUCAACUUCGAAGGCCCCAUCCAACCAAUGACUUACAAACGGUUACCACACCCCAAAGUGAAAACCGCUGCAGCUAAGGUUGGAGAAGUCCCACGGGCAACAGAGAGCGGGGACUGUGGGGUCUUCACGCUAAUGUAUAUGGAACACUUGACCGCUAAUCAAGCCGUCCACAAUGUGACCUCAGAAAACAUGGGGUUUUUUAGGCAGAAGAUGGCGGUCAGGUUAUUCCAUCAGAUUAUGGAACCUUAG
Impatiens glandulifera is the source of this 1419-nucleotide messenger RNA. RefSeq lists its product as uncharacterized. Gene Ontology annotation, molecular function: deSUMOylase activity. Lineage: Eukaryota; Viridiplantae; Streptophyta; Magnoliopsida; Ericales; Balsaminaceae. Bases 1 to 1419 code for a protein of 472 amino acids. The record is from RefSeq and is a predicted model, not a curated record. Gene Ontology annotation, cellular component: nucleus. The transcript has 2 exons. Gene Ontology annotation, biological process: protein desumoylation.